AUGACAUUCACGUUCAACUCAGUGGUACAACCACCAGAACCUCCAGACAAAAGAGGAGAUAGUGAUAAUCAUGCCAAUGGAAAAGUAGUGAAAGAGAUGGUAUCUUUUAGAGAUAAAUUGCUGGGUAAUCAAAUCUUAGCAGAAAGAGAAAAAGUGGAUCUUUUAGCAACAAACAAAGCAAAGGUUGAGCUUGUUCAAGGGAAUAGGCUUAUGCCCAUGCUCCAUGUUAAAAAUUCUGUGAUUGAUGAACUCAGUGAACCAUGGAAGGAUGCUCUUAUUGUGAAACUAUUGGGAAAAUCCUUGGGUUACAACACCAUGAAGGCUAAACUUGAGAUUGUGUGGAAACUCACAGGAGGUUUUGAAUUGAUGAACGUUGGUAACUCUUACUACAUGGUUAAGUUUGAUGGGAUGGAAGACAAAAAUAAAGUGAUUAAUGGAGGUCCUUGGAUCAUCUCUGAUCAUAUUUUGGCAGUGAGUCAAUGGUCUCCAACAUUCAACGCCACAACUGCAACGAUAGACAAAACUGUGGUCUGGAUCCGAAUACCGAGUUUAAAUCUUGUUUAUUAUGAUGAGAGCCUUCUUUGGGCGCUGGGAUCUAUGGUCGGUACUCCUAUCAAAUGUGGAUGCUACGGCCACGUCUUGCAAGAUUGUUCAAUGAAAAAAAAAAACAGUGUACCGACGGAGAAAAUGAAAAAUUCCGACGAAGUUGACGGCGUCGGAGGUGCUACUGUUACCGGAGAAAAAUCGGUGGAAAAAGAAAACGUAAAUCAUAGAGUGAUUAAUGUUGAGAUCUCUGCUAAUUGGGUUCAAUACGUUGGGGAAUUAAUACCUGAUUUAUUGCAUGGAGAAUGGAUUAAAGUUGAGAGAAGAAAUAGGAACAAGCAAAUGAAUGCACGCGGUUUUAAUGGACAGGCUGGUAUUGGAGGGGCUCAAGGGAUUAAUUUCCGGCGAGCUCUUAAUAACUUUUGCAGGAAGAACAAAGUUGACAUAAUAGCCUUACAAGAGACACGUUGUAGUGGGACUACUGCCAAAAAGACAAUUAAGAAGUUGGGUUUCAAAAAUCAUGUUAUGGCUGAAGCAAUAGGCUUCUCUGGGGGUAUUUGGUUAAUGUGGAACAGGUCAGACAUUCAAGUCCAGUUAAUUCAAAAUGACUUUCAUUUUCUUCAUGUGCAGGUAAGUGAGAAAGAUAUGGAACCAUGGCUUCUUACGGUGGUUUAUGCUAGCCCACGAGAGAAUGAGAGACAAGAUACUUGGCAAUUAUUCAAACAGCUUGCUACUUCUAUCAACACACCGUGGCUUAUGAUGGGAGAUUUCAAUGAAAUUGCUUAUCCUAAUGAGAAGAAAGGAGGAACACGUUUUACUUGGAGAGGUCCCAAGUGGAAUGGGAGGGAUAGAGUUUUCAAGAAACUUGACCGUGUCCUUUGUAAUGUUGAUUGGAGACUGAAGUACCACGAGGGUUUUGCUAAGGUUCUGCCGAGAGUUCAAUCUGAUCAUCAUCCCAUUAUUGUGUUCCUUAAUGGGGAGGCUACUACUAAUAGAAAUCGCCCCUUCCGCUUUGAGACAGCAUGGACUUCCCAUGAUGAUUUCAAUGAUUUUCUUCAUUCAAAGUGGGAGAAAGAUAGAGAUAUUGUGCAAAGCCUUCACAAUCUUACAACUCAUCUCAAAAAGUGGAAUAAAGAGACUUUUGGAGAUAUCUUCAAAAGAAAGAAGGAGAUUCUGGCAAGACUUAACGAGAUUCAAAAUAGUUCCAACUAUGGUUACAUCACAUUUCUUGAGAAGUUGGAAAAAGAAUUACAAGAUCAACUCGUUGUUACCCUUUAUCAUGAAGAGUGCCUCUGGUUUCAAAAAUCUAGAAGUCAGUGGAUCACAGAUGGAGAUCGAAAUACGAAGUAUUAUCAUUCCAAAACCAUUGUCAGAAGGAGACGCAACAAAAUCAUUUCUCUGCGCAAUGAGGAUAGAACUUGGGUUGAUGAUCCAGAAAGAUUAAAAGAUUUGGUUCGAAAGUUCUUUAUCAACUUAUUUAAAGAGGAUGAAGAGGUUCAUGAUCCAAUUAUUUCUUGGACUACUUACCCAACGAACAUGGAAGCUCACCAUAAUGCCUUAAGUGCCACAAUCCAGUUUGUUGAAUGUAAGGAAGCUCUUUUUGAUAUGGGGCCUAUGAAAGCUCCUGGAGAGGAUGGUUACCCUGCCUUAUUUUUUCAACAAUGUUGGGACACUGUGGCCGACUCUCUUUUUCAGUAUGUUAAUCAGGUUUGGGUUAAUCCUUCUCUCAUCUCUUCGAUUAAUAAUACUUUGCUUGUGUUAAUUCCUAAAGUUGAUAGGCCUGAAUUUGUUUCUCAAUUUCGUCCAAUAGCUUUGUGUAAUGUUGUCUAUAAAAUUAUCACUAAGGUUAUUGUGAAUAGAAUUAAGCCUAUGUUGGAUGGGAUCAUAUCUCCUUACCAAUCCAGCUUCAUCCUAGGACGCACCAUUCAUCAUAACAUCAUAGUAGCUCAGAAAAUGGUGCAUUCUUUGACUAAGAUGAAAGGUAAUAAGAUGUUUAUGUCCAUUAAAAUUGACCUUGAGAAGGCUUAUGAUCGUCUUAAUUGGAAAUUUGUGGAAAAUUGUCUAGAUUAG
Messenger RNA from Trifolium pratense (red clover), 2613 nucleotides. RefSeq lists its product as uncharacterized. NCBI's taxonomy places the organism in Eukaryota, Viridiplantae, Streptophyta, Magnoliopsida, Fabales, Fabaceae. Bases 1 to 2613 code for a protein of 870 amino acids. The transcript is spliced from 4 exons. The record is from RefSeq and is a predicted model, not a curated record. Gene Ontology annotation, molecular function: catalytic activity.